This is a messenger RNA of Helianthus annuus (common sunflower), 522 nucleotides long. RefSeq lists its product as uncharacterized. The transcript has a single exon. The record is from RefSeq and is a predicted model, not a curated record. NCBI's taxonomy places the organism in Eukaryota, Viridiplantae, Streptophyta, Magnoliopsida, Asterales, Asteraceae. Bases 1 to 522 code for a protein of 173 amino acids.
AUGAGGGGCGAUCACCAAUACCCAACUGUGAUGCUUGAAGCGGAUGCAUCCCAAGACUUGUGGUAUUGGCUUGCAUUUUGUGGUCCCCUAGGAUCGAACAACGAUGUUAACGUUCUUCAUCAAUCUCCAAUAUUUGACUAUGUGAGGAAUGGGACUGCGCCUAAUAGUUCAUUCUACGUAAAUGAUCAAUUUUACAAACGUGGUUACUAUCUUACCGAUGAGAUCUACCCUGCUUGGUCGACGUUCGUGAAUGUAUUUCGUUAUCCGACCGACCCAAAAGAAAAAAAAAGGUUAACAAAGGUGCAAGAGUCUGCAAGAAAAGAUGUGGAGCGUUCUUUUGGUGCACUAAAGGGAAAACGGGGUACACUCAGGAGGCCGUUAAGGUCAACGACUGUAGGGAAGAUUAGGGGAAUUGUGUAUGCGUGCAUGAUAUUGCACAAGAUGAUUUUAAAGGACGAGGGAAGAGCGAUAUCCCUGGUACACAUUAGGGAUCAACCGGUUGAGCCAGCAUUUAACAUUUAA